CGUGGGGCUUUAACGGCUACUUCCAAUACUUCAAGAGGCUCCCCAUAUAACCUCCCAAAAGUGUCACCGACCCUCUAACCUUUUCCAGCCUAUCAUCUUCUUCUUGCAAAAGAAAAGACCCUUUUUAGCCCAAUAAAAAUGCCCCAAAGAAACCAAAAAAAAAAGAAGAAGAAACUCCAUGCCUGAAAAAAUGUUCAAGAAAAGGUCUUCUUCACCAUUUCUGCAGAAAAUGGCCAAUCUUUUAGCCAAAAUGAGAAGACCCAUUGCUGCAAGGCUCAAGAUUUCUCUGAAAUGUUCAAGGAAACUGAAGAGGGUCAGGCUUCUCAGGCAUUACAACUAUGGGUACAUUCAAGAAUACGAGUAUUCUCCUUCGUGCACACCAAGUGUUCGACAUUAUCACUACAAGAGGGAAGAAGCAAAGAAGCUCCAUUUUGGCUGCAGAGGGCUGUUUGGUUCCUUGUUCUUGGUCUCGAGGUGUUUGGGUGCGCCGAGCGGGGGGGCUGAUGAUGAGAACCGGGCGGUUUUCAUCCCGAAUUUGAGCUCCGGGUCGGAGGCGUUUGGUUGCAAUGAAGAGAGAGAGAUGAGGUCCAUUGAUGAGAGGGCAGAGGAGUUCAUUGAGAGGUUUUAUGAGGAGAUGAGGAGGCAGCAUUAUGUGAUGAAGCACUUUGAUGCAAUGUCAUUUGAGAUGACAGAAGAUGGGAAGUUCCGAAUUGAAAAGUUUGAUGGUACAAAUUUCAGUUGGUGGAAGAUGCAAAUUGAAGAUUUGCUGGUUCAGAAAGAUUUAGACGUGGUAUUGGGUGACAAGCCAGAAAAUAUGUCGGAUGCAGAUUGGGCAGGAGAAGACAGCGAAGGAAUUAUGGAAGCGCUGUCUAAUAUGUACGAGAAGCCAUCUGCAGCUAACAAAGUUUUUUUGAUUAGAGAGCUGGUGAACACAAAGAUGAAAGAAGGCACUUCAAUUACCGAGCAUAUCAACAAGUUGAAUUCGAUCUUAGCCAGACUUUUGUCAGUGGGCAUUAAGUUCGAUGAUGAAGUUCAAGCUUUACUACUGCUAUCGUCUUUACCUGAUAGUUGGUCCGGAACGGUUACGGCGGUUACCGGUUCAGUGGGACCUGAUGGAUUCACCUUUGAUCAGAUUCGAGAUCUCGUUCUUGGCGAGGAUGUCAGAAGAAAGAGUUCAGGGGAGUCAUCUGAUGAAUUGCUUCAUGUUGGCUCUGCGAGUGACGAGGAGGUCGCUCUGACUUGCUGUGAGGAAAGCAAUGUGGAUUCCUGGGUCAUGGAUUCUGGUGCUUCAUUUCAUGCCACCCACAGCGGUGAAGCAUUGCAGAAUCUGGUUAUUAGAGACUUUGGAAAGGUACGACUAGCGGACGACAGAGCUCUUGAGGUGACGGGCAUGGGUGACAUGGUGUUGAAGACCUCAGUCGGUUUCUGGACUUUGAAGGAUGUUAGAGUGGUUCCAGCCUUGAAGAAAAGUUUGAUUUCUGUCAGGCAGUUGGACGAACAGGGACACGAGAAGAGAAACAAAGUCCGGUUCACAGAAUCUCGUGGGCAGAAUAAGGUUGUCUGUGCAAGAGAGAAACCUAGAGCCACUGGUCAGACUCAGGAUGAACGAGCGUGGAAAGGUUCAAGGGGGCCAGUCAGAGGUAUUUAUGGCAGUGGGAGCUCAAGAGGCGCUUCAGCCAAGUUGCCUAGAAGACAGUGGGCCAGGAGAACCAGUAUUCCAGCUGUUGGAACAUCUCCAGAAAAUUUCUUGCUGAGUAUGGAGAGUGUUUGUUCUCAAGAUGUUCCAGGAUCCGGCAGUGUGCGUCUGCAGUGGGAGCCGGUAGGGACCGAGGACGAGUCAAGGGCCGCUGCAAUAGGAGAGCUGAGGAAGAUUACUCGAUGUACAGGGAAUCGUGGUGGAUGGCAGUUGAUGACUAUCAAGCCUCCAAGUGGGAGAAUGUUGGAUAACAUGCCAAAAAUGGCCACCCUCACCAAGGAGCUCUCCACCUUUCAAAUCACCAUUACCACACUCAUUCUUGGUUUGUCAAUGGCUUUCUUUGUUGUCACUCUUGGAAUGUUCAUCAACCAUAGGUACAAGAAAAUCAUGGUCUUUGAAGACAUUUACCUCCCUCUACAUGAUUUAAUACCCACACUCCCAAACAAGAACUCAUGUCAACAUGCUGAUUUUAACAAUAGCUACAACAACGUCACAGUUAAGAAUCAGUUGUCUCUGGAGAACGCGUGGCAUUCGAUGAGCGACGAUGAGUUGCUUUGGAGGGCUUCGACAACGGCGUCGUCUCACGCAGGAGCAUGUUCGUCGCAUAACGGAAGGGUGAAGGUGGCUUUUAUGUUCUUGGCAAGGGGGAGAUUGCCAUUGGUAGCUCUUUGGGAGAGGUUCUUUAGAGGGCAUGAAGGGCAAUUCUCCAUUUAUUUUCAUAUUUCUCCAAAGUUUAGAUAUGAUGAGCCUCCUCAAUCUUCUGUCUUCUACAAACGUAGAAUACCAAGCAAGCCAGUGCAAUGGGGAAGGCCAAGCAUGAUAGACGCGGAGAGACGUCUCCUAGGCAACGCUCUCCUCGACCACUCCAACCAAAGAUUCGUCCUCCUCUCAGAAUCAUGCAUUCCACUAUUCAACGUCACCUUCAUCUACGACUACCUCGUCAACACCAACCAGAGCUUCCUCGGGUCCUUUGACGACCCAAGCAAGGUCGGGCGAGGAAGAUACAACAAGAGAAUGCAUCCCAGAGUCGCCCUGUCCGAUUGGCGAAAAGGGUCCCAGUGGUUCGAAGUGGAUCGUGAGCUCGCGAUCCGAAUAGUGUCUGAUGUCGUUUACUAUCCCGUUUUUAGAGACCAUUGUCGGCCACCGUGUUAUGCAGACGAGCAUUAUUUGCCCACACUAACCAACAUUCUUUGUCCGCAGUCAACGUCAAAACGGAGUGUUACGUGGGCAGACUGGUCGCGGGGCGGGUCCCAUCCGAGAACGUAUAUGGGGAGGGAUGUGAGGGAGGAGCUUUUAAAUGGGGUAAAGUUUGGAUAUAAUUGUAGUUACAAUGGUAGAAUGAGUAAUGUUUGCUUUCUCUUUGGGAGAAAGUUUCAUGCUUCCACCUUGCAACCUUUGCUUAGCUUAGGCACCAAAGUUCUUGGCUUUAACUGAACUUUUUUUUACAUUUCUAUAUUUGUUCUAUAGCAAUAUGUGUUAGUGAUUAGUAGAUAAAUUCAUAUUUUUACUUACAUUUUCCAAUCAAUCACAUAAGUUGGUAUAUAUUGUGGCAUAAGGGAUGGUAGAUGUGUAAUUUGUUUCUUCAAAUGUGUGGUGGAGCUAAAUAAUGACUGGAAAUUGGA
Molecule: messenger RNA, 3318 nt
Organism: Cuscuta campestris
Lineage: Eukaryota; Viridiplantae; Streptophyta; Magnoliopsida; Solanales; Convolvulaceae
Source: the annotation of a GenBank genome assembly